This is a messenger RNA of Pocillopora damicornis (cauliflower coral), 774 nucleotides long. RefSeq lists its product as uncharacterized. Lineage: Eukaryota; Metazoa; Cnidaria; Anthozoa; Scleractinia; Pocilloporidae. The record is from RefSeq and is a predicted model, not a curated record. Gene Ontology annotation, molecular function: calcium ion binding.
AUGGAAAAAGCUGCGUCUUUCAUACUUCUGCUCACGGUUUUAGUGGCAUUGUGGAGUUGUGCAACCGGAGCCACGAAUGGUGGCUGGGCCAGUUGGUCAAGAUGGAGUGGCUGUGCAGCUGGUAUUUGCGCAGGAAAUCAGCGGAUCAGAACAAGAACUUGCACCAAUCCCCUUCCCUCUGACGAUGGGUUGUACUGCGACGAAGGAGAUAGUUCACAGCAACAGGACUGCCAGAUCGACGGUGGCUUCACCGAAUGGAGUCAGUGGUCGAUAUGUGAAAACCCUUGUGGAGGAUCUGUAGUCAACAGGACAAGAGGGUGUACUAACCCCACCCCCUCUCCAGACGGGAUGCCUUGCUCUGGACCAACAGUUGAAACCAAAAUGGAGUGCGUGGGGCCAUGUCCGACGGGCCCUCUGGAUGGUAACUGGGGUUUCUGGUCUCCAUGGACGCGGUGCCCUAAGACCUGUGGUAUAUCAGCAGGAUCUAUCAUCAGUAGAACAAGAGUGUGCAAUAAUCCACCUCCAAUGAAUGGCGGGAAACAGUGUGUUGGAGAUGGCAGAGAAAGUGUUCGAUCUUGCUUUGCGCCUUGUCCAGUCGAUGGUGGGUUCGGUUUAUGGUCAGCAUGGGCAACAUGUAGUAAGACGUGUGGCACUGGUACCAAGUCAAGGAGCCGACUGUGUAACAACCCAGUCCCUGCUAGUGGAGGAGAAAACUGCACUGCGGAUUUCACUCAAGCGAGGAGUUGCCAACUUAAAUCAUGUCCUGGUAAGUAA